Manihot esculenta (cassava) is the source of this 2161-nucleotide messenger RNA. RefSeq names its product 5'-nucleotidase domain-containing protein DDB_G0275467. The transcript is spliced from 13 exons. Gene Ontology annotation, molecular function: 5'-nucleotidase activity. The coding region runs from base 73 to 1716 and encodes 547 amino acids. NCBI's taxonomy places the organism in Eukaryota, Viridiplantae, Streptophyta, Magnoliopsida, Malpighiales, Euphorbiaceae. The record is from RefSeq and is a predicted model, not a curated record.
GUUCCUCCGAAGCAUUGAAUAAUUUUGUCCUUUAUAUAACAUAAAAUCUAGUGCUCAGUCUCAUUGUUCCGCAUGGCUUCCCUUCGAAGGCUUGUUUCUAGGACAAGCAUUUCUCUUUCUCGAGUUUACUGCAACUUAGGGUUUGGAGGUACCUGUCGUAGCUAUAAUGCCGUUAAUUCAGCACCAUUGAAAUUGGAGGAAGAUACGCGAGCUGAAAUGGGCGGAAAUUCAUCUCUUGAUACUGAUGAAAUAGCGAAAAUUCGCCAAGAAUUCGAUGCAGCUAAACAAAGCUUUCUCAAGAUUCCCGAGGCCCUUAAGGGAAUGCCGAAAAUGAAUCCUCAAGGCAUAUAUGUUAACAAGAACUUGAAUCUGGAUAACAUCCAAGUUUAUGGAUUUGAUUACGACUAUACGUUGGCACAUUAUUCUUCUAAUUUACAGAGUUUGAUAUAUGAUCUUGCCAAGGAGUAUAUGGUUAAUGAGUUUAGGUAUCCAGAGAUAUGCAUGAAUUUCAGAUAUGACAAGGAUUUUCCUAUUAGAGGCCUAUACUAUGACAAGAAAAAUGGUUGUCUCUUGAAGUUGGAUUUCUUUGGGUCAAUUGAGCCUGAUGGAUGCUACUAUGGGCGUCGCAAGCUAAGUUUGAAUGAAAUAAAACAUAUAUAUGGUACGCGACAUAUUGGUCGUGACCAAGCACGGGGGCUUGUUGGCUUGAUGGAUUUCUUUUGCUUUAGUGAGGCAUGCCUUAUUGCAGAUAUAGUGCAGCAUUUUGUUGAUGCUAAGCUGGAAUUUGAUGCGUCAUACAUCUAUCAAGAUGUAAACUGUGCAAUUCAGCAUGUUCAUCGUAGUGGGUUGGCUCACAGAGGAAUUCUUUCUGAUCCUUGUAAAUAUCUUGUGAAAAAUGGCCAGUUACUACACUUUCUUAGGAUGCUGAGAGAGAAGGGGAAGAAGCUGUUUCUGUUGACUAACUCUCCUUAUUAUUUUGUUGAUGGAGGCAUGGAUUUUAUGUUGGAGGAUUCUUUGGGUUGCAGAGACUCGUGGAGGGAACUUUUUGAUGUUGUGAUUGCUAAAGCCAAUAAGCCAGAAUUCUACACAUCUGAGCAUCCAUUCCGUUGUUAUGAUACAGAGAGAGACACCUUAGCCUUUACAAAGGUGGAUAAGUUUCUACCUGGACGAAUUUACUAUCAUGGAUGUCUCAAAUCCUUCCUACAAAUUACCAAGUGGAAUGGCCCUGAGGUGAUAUAUUUUGGUGAUCACCUAUUUAGUGAUCUGAGGGGGCCUUCAAAGGCCGGGUGGCGCACUGCAGCCAUCAUCCAUGAACUAGAAAGUGAAAUACGUAUACAAAAUGAUGACAGUUAUCGUUUUGAACAGGCGAAACUUCAUAUCAUACACGAGCUGCUUGGCAAAUUGUAUUCAACUGUAGCUAAUGAUAGGAGAAGCGAAUUGUAUCGGUUGCUUUUAGAGGAGCUAAAUGAGGAGAGGCAGAAGACACGACAGGAGAUGAAAAAAAUGUUUAACAAGUCAUUUGGAGCCACUUUCCUCACUGACACAGGUCAAGAAUCUGCUUUUGCCUAUCACAUCCAUCAGUACGCUGAUGUCUAUACCAGCAAGCCUGAGAACUUUUUGCUCUACUCACCUGAAGCAUGGCUCCAUGUACCCUUUGAUAUCAAGAUAAUGCCACAUCACGUAAAGGUUCCAUCAACCUUGUUCAAGAAUCAAUAGAGUUUAAUCUUCAGCAGAAUUAUUUUGGCCGAUUAUCAGCAGCUGCUUCAUUUUGUUUUUGAUGCUGAUUUGCUAUGCUUUCCAUGAUUUGAGUUGGGACAACCAAUCAGCAAUCAGUUUUUGCAUUAUCCGGAAGUGGCUGUUUAUUAAGAGAGAUAUCCCUUGUAAAAUUAAGGAAAAAAAAAACAAUUAAAAUAAAUUGGUCUCCUGCACAGGCUUGCUUGUGCAGGAGCGGAUGAAAGAUUCAUUUCAUUCUAUUAAUAUGUAGUCUCUUAGAUUGAAGUAUGAUAUCAUUCUUUUAGUAAUGAUUUUGCAGCAACUUGGACAAAUACUAUAUGAAAUGAAUCUGCUUUCUACUGUGCUUGCACAGUUCUUGGGGGAUCUCAUAUUCAACUGAAAAACUAUACCGAAAUAUUAAGAAUCAUAUCAAAUCAAAUUUAUUUUA